UGCGCGAAUCGACGGAGCCGAGAAGAGUCGAAUCGAGACGAGCGUGUCGUACUGUCGUGAGGUACUCGAGGUGCUGUGCUCCCUUUUUCCCCGGGUGUUCCUCACGGAUUUUUCGGCCAGCCGGUGCUCCACGCCCGUGCGUGAUACGCGCGGGAUCGAUUCAGGCCCGCGCCGACGACGAUUCAUGAACGCGGCGACGAAAACGCCGGAUCCGCCGCCGCGUCUCGGUGUAACGACAUUUCCGGAAGGCGAACCGACGUCCGCUCGCGGAAUUUUUGGCACCGACGGCACGCCGUUCCGAAAGAACGUAUCUUCUAUACUAAUCUAUAUUUAAACAUGUCAGAAGAACAUCAAUUGCCUUCUGAUUCGGAUGAGGAUGACGAGGAUUAUGUUCCUGAUGGCGCCGACAGUGAUCCGGUGUCUGAAGUAGAGUCUGAGGGUGAUAUUGAGAGCGGUCCAGAGGAUGAAAAUGAUGAGAACAAAAGAGAAACUGGACGGAAAGAUGCAAAGAGAUCCAAGGGUCGAAAAAGUAAAAAGGCAAAGCGCAGAAGAACUUUAGAAAAGUCGAAAGUAUCGGAAGAAGAAAGUAAAGAGGAAGAAGAAUGUAAAGAGGAAAAGCAGCUCACUGAAGAGGAGGAAAAGAAGAGAGCAGAUUCUCUUUGGGCUGAUUUCAUGAAGGAUACAGCUGUCAUAUCGAAAUCGAAACCACAAAAUUCAAUCAAUAGAUCGAACGAGAGAUCGCCACCGAUUCAAAAGCCAAAAGUCCAAGAAAAAGUUAAGAUAACCAAGGUUUUUGAAUUUGCUGGUGAAGAAGUGAAGGUCGAGAAGGAAGUAUCAGCUGAUUCCGCGGAGGCCAGAUUAUCACUUUCCUCGGCCGAGAAUUCCGCCACAAAGCCAUCGGAAUCUACAUCUCCCGCGGCCAAGGAACGCGUGCGAGGCGGUGUCAAGCGCGCCGGAUUAGGCGGCAUCUCCUCGGUUCUGGGACAAAUCGGGAAAAAGGCCAAAAUUAGUACGUUAGAAAAGUCUAAAUUAGAUUGGGACAACUUCAAGAAACAGGAAAACAUUGAGGAGGAAAUUAAUACUCAUAAUAAAGGCAAGGACGGAUAUUUGGAGCGGCAAGAUUUUCUGCAGAGGGCGGAUCUACGGCAAUUUGAAAUUGAGAAACAGUUACGGAGCACUAGCCGACGUAGUUCGCGGUGAAUUCGCAUUUCCUCGUUCAUAUACAUGUCUCUUCCCACGAGAUGGGACGCUGAGAUAAUAAUAUCGCGGUAGAAGAAUAUUUACUCGCCGACUUGCCAAACUCGAGCGCUUGUUGCACACGCGUUUUAGCCUAAUUCAUUCGAGUUUCGCGCUACAUUUUGAGUGAUACGCGGAGGCAGCGUUCGCCUCGUUCGACUCGACAAUGCGCUGACUACGCUAGCGAUCGGUGGUUUCUUUGAAGCGGGACCGAUCAUUCCAAUGUUUUGAGACUCAUUUCUCAUACGCGUACGUAAUAUAUAAUAGCUUAAUUUACUCUCAGCGAGCCUUCGUCUCGGCCUGACAAACCACACGGAACUUCGCAUCGAAGCUGAUUUGUUCGAAGCUUUUGACGCUUCUUGAAAAGAUUGUGCCCAUGUAGAAUAUGUCCACAAAAAAAAAAAUAUUUUUUUAUUUCAUUUCGAUGGAAACGCGAUACGUUUGCAUGUGUAGUAUGAAUAUACGCGACAUUCUGAUAAUUGACAAUUAGCCGAAAGUUACGAGUGAGUACGAAGGAAUAUAUGUUUUAGGUGAUAUAACAAAAUGGUAUAUAACAUAAUUGACAUUGAUUGACCUCAUUCAUGACCACUGCCUCUGGCAAUAUAUGUGGAAUAUAAUAUUUAUAAAUGGACCUCUCGUAAUAGACUAUUAUGUUGAUGCAGUUGCGGCGAAUUUUGUAUAUCAUCAUCUUUGUCUCAAAGUUGUUAUAUAGAAAGAUAAUGCGGCGCAUAUAAAAUCACACAUUGUUACUUUCAUGUAAUGUAUAUUAGAUAACAAUAUCGAGACAUAAUACAUACACAAGUAUACUCAAUAUCCAAUUAAUAAUCCUCGAUUCAGCUCAGGUUACAGUUUCCUCGAUAUACCGAAUUUCAGAUAUAUUUUAGUGUAAUUCCACACAAGGACUGCUUUGUGAAUUCUUUAAUAAUACUGAAUAAAUUGUCGAAAAGA
This is a messenger RNA of Wasmannia auropunctata (little fire ant), 2184 nucleotides long. It is a transcript of the gene Yeti, whose product is annotated as craniofacial development protein 1. The transcript is spliced from 3 exons. Bases 337 to 1200 code for a protein of 287 amino acids. The record is from RefSeq and is a predicted model, not a curated record. NCBI's taxonomy places the organism in Eukaryota, Metazoa, Arthropoda, Insecta, Hymenoptera, Formicidae.